Messenger RNA from Silurus meridionalis, 3405 nucleotides. It is a transcript of the gene ankrd40, whose product is annotated as ankyrin repeat domain 40. The transcript is spliced from 5 exons. Bases 383 to 1555 code for a protein of 390 amino acids. NCBI's taxonomy places the organism in Eukaryota, Metazoa, Chordata, Actinopteri, Siluriformes, Siluridae. Gene Ontology annotation, molecular function: protein binding. The record is from RefSeq and is a predicted model, not a curated record.
ACCUAGUAUCUUGUCCUCUGUUGUUACAGUUAAAAGUGACCCCCAUAAUGAAACGAGUGCUUACUCGCGAUAGAGGACUUCUUUAGUCGGUGAAGCAGUAGUGUUUAAUUCCCAGCCGUCGCGAGUAAAUUUGUACAGUUAUUGUUUUAGUGAGAUCUAUAGGGAAGCCUGUGUGAAGCGUUUCAUCUUCUUCUUCAUCUUCAUCUUUAGCAUUGUAUUGCUAGCCGCUAGCCAUAAACGACAACAGCGAUAGCAUCGCGCUGUAAUCGGAUGACUGCGAGCAUCGCGUUUCGCAGCUCUUUGCGAAUAAACACGUUUGUAGACGAGGGAACUCGAGCUGAACUGUUUUUAUGAGAGUCAGGUGCUGACUGCCAGGUGAAUUAUGUCCACGUUGUCUUUGGAUAAAGAGCUGCAAGAGCGCUUAAGAGAGGCGAGUGCUAUUGGGGACCUGGAUGAAGUGCGGUCUCUGGUCGAGAGCGGCGUGAACGUCAACUCCCAAAAUGAAAUCAACGGAUGGACAUGCUUACACUGGGCAUGUAAAAGAAACCAAAAACACAUAGUGACAUUUCUUCUGAGUUCUGGAGCCGACAAAGAAAUUCUCACUGCGAAAGAGGAGCUGGCCGUUCAGUUGACCUCCAAACCCGAGAUCAAAAGACUGCUCGGAGUGGAAGAAGAGGAGAAAGAGCCUGAAGUAAAGGAAGCAGAGCUGGCGAUUAUUCCAAAUUACCUGACUAACCCACCCUUCCUCUUUUCCAAGAUGGAUAAAAGUGACCUGAGUGUAGCACGACAUGUUUCUCAGAAUGGCACCAGUGACCAUUUGGAGGAUGUUGUCUCUGAGCCGGCAACAUUAUCCCCCGUACAGGAAGAAGACCAACAACAACAGCAGCAGCAGCGCCUGUACACGGAUGGCCAAAGUCAGUCGGCGUUGUCUUAUGUCUCUAUGGUAGAGCCAAGCAGCAUAGUUCCAAACCAGGUGACUAAUGGGUCCAUGUCCAUGGAUGUCUCCCCAGAGGUGCAUCACAGCAACCAUAAUGAGUACACUCACAAUCACAGCAUUGCUCAGAACAGCCCUGUCUGUCCCACGCUUCCUUCAGCAAGCACAGGCUCUAACCCCUCAAUCACCCGACAACAGUCUCUCCCCCAUCAGCUGAACGGAUCUCAGCCAGGGGGCUCUAUGCCUGCCUUCCAGCCCUUCUUCUUCACCAGCACCUUCCCUGUAAACGUGCGGGAACUGGUUCUGAAGGUGCGAAUCCAGAACCCACAUGCCAGGGAAAAUGAUUUCAUUGAAGUGGAGCUGGACAGACAGGAGUUGACCUAUCGAUCUCUGCUACGGGUCUGCUGCCGUGAGCUGGAUAUUAGUGCUGAACAUGUGGAGAAAAUACGCAAGCUCCCAAACACUAUGCUCAGAAAGGACAAAGAUGUAGCUCGGCUUCAGGACUUCCAGGAACUGGAGGUGGUACUGGAGAAAGCAGAGAGUUUGUCUUUGUUUUCUGGCCCUGGAGGGCUGAAUGACAGGCCUUGCUACAACAUGAAGGCCUCGAGGCUCACCUACUAACUUCUGCCUUCAGCAUUAGGUGGACUGGUUCACUGCCUCAUCGGGGACUGUAGAUCAAAAUGCCUAAUUCAUACCUAGGUUCUUUACUUUGUCAUUCUGAAAAUCAGAUCAAAUGCCAUUUUUUUCCAUUUUCAACCUCAUUUUUAUUUAACGUUAACCAUAUGCCUUUUUUCCCCAGAAAUAUAUAGUUUACCCAUGCACAGUCCGCACAUCCAUCCCAAGAAGACAUGAGGCCUUUCUCCUUUACUGUAAUUAAUGCUUAUUUAAUUAAUUAAUUAAUGCUUGGUUUUGCCACAAGUCUUUUGUUUUAAACAUCUUUCAUAGUCAUUAGGUUAUCUUUUUAACAGCCACUGAAUUAUUAUAAUUUUAAUUUUUUUGCACGGCUUUGGGACAUAUAUCCAAGUCGGUCACCUCCCAUGAUGCUGGCCUAUGUGAAGUUCUCAGAUUUGCCUCGCUGCUGUGUUUUGCUUAUGAGGCCACUGUGUGGUUUUGAGCACAGCUCACAGGGACAGUUUGACCUGUACCAGCACUUCUUAUUGUCAGUUACUUUUCCUAAUACAGGCUGGUUUUAAUUUGCACUGGCAGAACACAGCAGAUAUUAGUUGAUUGCUAACAUCCCCUUUAAAGUGUGCUCCACUUUUGAAAGCUAUUGUAGUUUGAUGUACUAAAAUACAGCAGCUUCAGAAACAACAAAAGAGGGGUGUGUUUCAUGUUCUGUGUACGUGUGUCUGCCAGAGAAUCCCCCAUGCACUAAAAAAAUUACAACAAAUAGUACGUACCUAAAGAAACGCAUGGGGCCUUUCUAUUCUAUAGAUUUUGAAUACAUCAGUGGUGUGUUUUUGGUGCCCUUCAUCGCUGCUCCUAGUCACUGCAAACCAAAAAGUCGUAAAACUGAAAAGCUAUCCUCACAAUCUUGUAUCAAGGCCUAAUAAUUAUUUUUCAUUCUGCACUGAAUAAUGUAGCAAAGAUUGCUGUUUUAUUUAAAUCUUAAUUUUAAAGGAACGUUUCAAGAACAGGGUUUAAUGAACACGAGCUUCCACAAACUCUUUGUUCUUGUAAGUUUAAUAGUAUAAUAGGAAGGACAAAGCUACUAAAAUGGAUUAUUGUUCUCUGGACCUUACAGCACAUAUUUUAUAUAUAGGAAGCAGGAUUUAUAUCUGAUGACUCACUGGUCUAUUUAGAAGUACCGUUUGACGCAAGGAAAUUCUCUGCAGGUCGUAUUGCGCUCCACGUUCAUGAGAUGAAAACUUUGUCAUUUUUGCCUAAAUUUCGAAUAUAAUGUAUAUGGGCCAGAAGACACUUUGUACAUGCAGACCAGGUAAUGUGCUCCUGCCCGUAAAUUGUUUUCAUAUAAUUUUUGGUUCUGAAGAUAGUAUGGAAGAAUGUGUGUAGGACAUUUCCAUGUGCAAUGUUUUUUUUUGUUUUAAAUAAUUGGAAACUUUUUUUUUCUUUUCUUUUCAAAUAGUUUAACAAUGUCCUAAUAUCAAAGCUCUAUAGAAAAAUGCAGAAACUGUUCACUUUUAACUUUAAUCCCUCUGCAUAUUGUAUUAUAUACUUUUUUUAAUAUAUAUAUUAUUUUAUAAAUAUGACUGUAGAAAGGAGGAUCCAUAGCACACUACAGCUUGAAUGGAGCCAUUUGUCUGUCUGUGUGUGCCUGUCUGUCUCUCUGUGUAUCAGUUGUGUUCUGUAUGCUCAUGAAAAUGCUGACUAUUCACAAGGUGGUGGAAGUGUGGUUGAGAAAGCUGCACAGUUUCUGACUGAUGUAAUGCAUACAAAUCUUCUGUCAGGAAACUCUAUGUACUAACCGGUCAUGUUGGGGAUGAAGAAUACAGUUUGACUUAACCUAUGCA